UCAAGUCUUUUAAAUUUUCAAGUGAUUAUUAUUUUAAAACGAUUUUUAAAAACAUGGCUGGUUCAAUUGAAGACAACGCAGCAUUAUAUAAGAAGAAGACCUACACUUAUGUGCCACCAUCGUCACCGGCUGAACUCAUUGAAGCCACAAGCUUCACACUUGACUUUGCGAGUCGCAAAUUUAUACAAGUCGGUAUUCUACCAGAUGAAAAAUACCAGGUCGUUGUAAAUAUAUUAACUUCACCGAGAUACGUUCAUAUUACUCCAGUCUUUUUAAAAAAAAUAUUUUCUUAUAUGGGGCAUAUCCUGUCUUUUAUACUGGAUACGCCGCAGAAAUAUAAACGCGUUAUAUUUUUCGAAGACGAGAUAGUGAAACUAUCAAGUAUGGUCUAUACCGGGGAAAAUGUGCUUGUGAUUGAGUCUAAAACCCGAGACGGUUGUAGAGUUCUACUGAACCGAGCAGAUCUUAUUCAACUACAAUAUCUGGAGCGGAGCAUUACAGAAAGUAUUAUACGAAAAGAAGUUUACAGCACGCCAUUAAUUCAAAGCCAGAGCAAGGAGUUCGUAAUAUACCUACACGAGAAAUGUUUACAGAUGGAGUCACCACCGAUAAAUUUGAAUGAGAUGACAACAUUCAUUAAAAACGUGGAAGACGAUAGAGUCAUCAAAUCUUUUCCAAACCUGGCACACCAAAUACAAAUAUGUGCAGCUAAACCACUAGCAGAAUCUGUGCUAAAUAAGUUACAGAAUGUUGAGAUGGAUUCACCAACCUCGCCAAGCUAUUCACCGGUCGGCGAUAUAUUCAACGAGCAAGACGAAUCACUUAUACAGUUAAAGCCACUAGAUUAUAUUGACGGCCCAACCGAGAUUUCUAAUCAACAUUCGGUCGACGUAAACGAUGGACCAGAUUUCUACAAUCUAUUUUAUUCACCGCCGGCUUACAUCGAACAUGCAGUGCCAACACAAAAACGAUCUCCUUCAACAUUCGCUGAACACCCAAAACCAGUACGCAAUGUUAAACCGCGUCUAUUUUAAUAUGUGUAAAAUAAUUUAUGUGAAAUAAAAA
Molecule: messenger RNA, 1065 nt
Organism: Metopolophium dirhodum (rose-grain aphid)
Lineage: Eukaryota; Metazoa; Arthropoda; Insecta; Hemiptera; Aphididae
Exons: 3
Coding region: 54-1034 (326 amino acids)
Source: RefSeq, a predicted model, not a curated record